GCCUUAACUGCCACUGUCACUACUGAAUACUGUCUGUAGUUUUUGUUUUUUAUUGAUAUUGAAUUUAGGUCUUUCUGUCUGCUAAAGUUAUCAUUUAUUCAUGGUUUAGAAGAAGAUGGACGACGAGGCGUAUGAUUAUUUGUUUAAGAUUGUUAUGAUUGGUGAUUGUGGUGUUGGAAAAACAUGUGUUGUUCAAAGAUUUAAAUCUGGUACUUACGUAGAGCGUCAUGGUAAUACUAUAGGUGUUGACUUCGCAAUGAGAACUCUUGCAGUCAAUAAGAAACGCGUUAAGCUUCAAAUAUGGGAUACAGCUGGCCAGGAACGUUUCCGUACCAUUACACAGAGUUACUAUAGAAGCGCUCAUGGAGUCAUCAUGGCAUAUGAUAUCACAAAACAUACAAGUUUUCUCCAUCUUCCUCAAUGGGUAGAUGAGUUAAGAAAUUAUACUGAAUCAGAUGUACCAUUAGUUUUAAUUGGUAAUAAGUGUGAUCUUGAAUCUGAAAGAGAAGUGCCUUUUGAAGAAGCUUUAGCGUUAAAAGAGCAGAUUCCAGAGCUGGUAGCAGUGCUUGAAACAAGUGCUCGAGAAGAUACAAAUGUAGAAAAAGCUUUUGUCACUUUAGCUCUUGAACUUAUGAAACGUUGCAAUAAUGGUUUCCCCUUACAAUCUCAGCAUAAUGAUAAUUUAUCUUCUAUCAAUAGCAGCAAUAUCACUGGCCCACGUAGUUCAUGUUGUUCAUGACAACCUUCAAUUGUAUGAUUCUAAUUAGACGUUUUCUUUUAGUAUAUGUUAAGAUACAGAACUGUUUAUUUUUUUUCAAAGAACAAAUUUUUUCGUUUACUGUUGUUAACCGACCAAUUGUCUAUUGCACAUCAGGUUUAGUUGCAGUUAAUGAGUUUCUCUUUAUUGCAACUGAACCUGAUAUGUUAACCUGAA
Molecule: messenger RNA, 934 nt
Organism: Parasteatoda tepidariorum (common house spider)
Lineage: Eukaryota; Metazoa; Arthropoda; Arachnida; Araneae; Theridiidae
Gene: Rab19
Product: RAS oncogene family member Rab19
Molecular function (GO): GTP binding; GTPase activity
Source: RefSeq, a predicted model, not a curated record